Messenger RNA from Brachypodium distachyon (stiff brome), 2263 nucleotides. RefSeq names its product probable E3 ubiquitin-protein ligase XBOS32. Gene Ontology annotation, molecular function: protein binding. NCBI's taxonomy places the organism in Eukaryota, Viridiplantae, Streptophyta, Magnoliopsida, Poales, Poaceae. The record is from RefSeq and is a predicted model, not a curated record. The transcript has 10 exons. Bases 513 to 2000 code for a protein of 495 amino acids. Gene Ontology annotation, cellular component: nucleus; cytoplasm.
UGUUCGAUCCAUCCCCAAAUCCUCCUGUCUAGUUUGACCAAAUUGAGUUCUUCCCAAUCUCCCAGAAUUCGAUUGCGCUUGGCAUUUGAGGUCUCAGACCGGCGGCAGCCGGCGGCGGAAUACGGGAGUAGCAGCGGCGUAGAGGCUCCCUGGAGUUGCGUUGGCUGCAUCCAGUGGUUGCCGCGGUGGCUUCAUCUUAAUUGCGUGGAGCGGCGGAGGUUCGUCUUCGUCGGCGUCAGCGUCAGCGCGGCAGCCUACUGUGUCUUCCUCGUCGUGGGGGAAGGCAUCCAGCGGCAUAGAUUCGUCUUGCUCGGCGUUGUGGCAGCGCCGCCCAGCUCGCCGACGGGCGACGGCAGGAUCUCCCUUAGGCUGUUGUACGUUCUGCUCAAUAGGGAACGUCAUGGCGAUGGCUAUGCAGCAAGCUCACCAUAUGCCUACUGUCCUCCCUUCUUUCUAACCACAGUUUAGCGCUUGGGCUGUGCUGUUCCGUGAAGGCCUCAUUUUGGGCAUCCAUGGGGUUCCUCAGCCUUGUGGGCAACUCGUUUGGAUGCUCGGCUUCCGGUGAGCGCCUCGUCUCAGCUGCCCGGGAUGGCGACCUGCAGGAGGCUCGUGCGCUCCUCGAGUACAACCCUCGUCUAGCAAGGUACUCCACAUUCGGCGGCCGCAACUCGCCGCUGCACUAUGCCGCGGCACAGGGUCACCAUGAGAUUGUUUCUCUGUUGCUUGAGUCCGGUGUCGAGAUCAAUCUCAGGAAUUAUGGGGGGCAGACUGCUUUGAUGCAAGCCUGCCAAUAUGGCCACUGGGAGGUUGUUCAAACACUGAUGCUGUUCAAUGCGAACACCCACAGGACAGAUUAUCUGAAUGGCGGAACUGCUCUCCAUUUUGCUGCACUGCAUGGUCAUGCCCAAUGCCUUCGUCUUGUGCUUGCAGAUUAUGUACCAAGCAUACCAAACUUCUUAAACCUGAUGAAUGAUAGAUCAUCCGAAGAAGUUACAGAUGCUGUUUUUGAUGAUGAGUAUGUCAGUGAUUUGGUCAAGAUGGUAAACUGGAAGGCAGAUGGAGGCCUAACUCCACUUCAUAUGGCAGCGUUAAAUGGCCAUGUGGAGUGUGUACAAUUGUUACUGGACCUUGGAGCAUGUGUUUCUGAGGUCACAAUUGAAGAUGGAACAACUAUGGACUUGAUAGGAUCAGGUAGCACCCCACUUCAUUAUGCUGCUUGUGGUGGAAAUGCUGUCUGCUGUCAACUUCUUAUUGCUAGAGGAGCCAACCUUGCUGCGCAAAAUGCUAGCGGCUUGACCCCAUUAAUGGUAGCUCAUUCAUGGCAUAGAAACUCUCUCGAGGAAAUUCUAAGCAAUGAACCAGAGGGUCGACUACACACUCUUCCUUCUCCCUAUCUGUGCCUCCCACUUAUGAGUAUCAUGAGCAUUGCCAGGGAGUGUGGCUGGAGGUAUCGGAACCAGUCACCUGUCUGUAUUGACCCAUGUGCUGUCUGCUUAGAAGGGAGGUGCUCUGUUGCUGCAGAAGGAUGCAAACAUGAAUUCUGCACAAGAUGUGCUCUAUACCUUUGCUCAACCAGCUACACAUCAGUGAACCCCGCAGGCGCCAUACCGUGCCCUCUCUGCAGACAUCCUAUCAUCGCUUUCGCCGCGCUUCCCGGCACAAGCCCAAUAAGAGAGCUUCCAAGAAACAGCCUCUCGUUAUCAUUGUGCACGACAUGCCCCGCAGUGAACUCCGAUUCUUCUGCGGCCUCAGUACCCAGCCAUCUGUAUCGGACGGAGUUCCAUUGUGCACGUAUGCCACCUAUGGGCUCAUCAUCCUUCCGCUCCCUGAGCUGCCAGAGACUGAAUCCAUCAUUCUGUAUGGGUACCAUGGAUACAAAUCCCUGCCUCAUAAGAUGCUCAAGGUUCGGAUCCAUCCUGAGCCGAUCAGCGUCCCAUGGGGAGACCAACAGGAGGCCAUGGCCUCUGACAUUUAGCCCCAUUGUUGCUACUACUAGCUAAUGGAAAACCACAUUUUCCUCAUUUUUGCGCCCUUUUCAGAUGGUGGUCUGUUUUGCCUAUCCUUUGGGUUGCCUGUUUUAAUUUAUUUAUUUUGUGCGAUCUUGCCUGCCUCAACCCCCUGUUGAUAUCAGCAGCAGCAUGCAACUACUCCUACAUCGGUUUGCCUUGUAAAUAACCUUGUGUUGUACUUUUGCUGUGCAUUUUUUGGGUAUGAGAGUCACUACAUUUUUAAUGCAUCGCCGGAGCAAACGCUUUUGUUUGAA